Poeciliopsis prolifica (blackstripe livebearer) is the source of this 10116-nucleotide messenger RNA. Its product is annotated as serine/threonine-protein kinase BRSK2-like. Gene Ontology annotation, cellular component: cytoplasm. The transcript has 20 exons. Gene Ontology annotation, molecular function: ATP binding; tau-protein kinase activity; protein serine/threonine kinase activity. The coding region runs from base 1224 to 3815 and encodes 863 amino acids. Gene Ontology annotation, biological process: protein phosphorylation; intracellular signal transduction; microtubule cytoskeleton organization. Lineage: Eukaryota; Metazoa; Chordata; Actinopteri; Cyprinodontiformes; Poeciliidae. The record is from RefSeq and is a predicted model, not a curated record.
AAGGGAGCAGGGUGGGGCCGCAUCGCCGGAACCCGGAUGCUGAUGCUGACCGAUGGAGAGCAGGAAGCUGGAGAGAAUGAAGAGCUAGAGGAGUGUAAAGAGAGAGAGGGGGAACCGGCUGGAGGGUUAGCAGCAGCAGCAGCAGCGGUACCGGUACCGGCCUGCAGCAGGACAGGGACAUCCAGACAGCGAAGCGCAGCUCCUGUGGAUCUGUGUCCGCGUUGAGGAGCAGAGCGCCGGCCUGCUUGACUUGUUUGUGCAUCAUCUGCGCCGGAGAUGCGGUAACAUCAUGAGCACAGCCGUCCAGAGAGGGAGGAAGCAGAGAGGGGGGGAGCGCUGGGGAGUCGCCAGCUGAGGAUGCUUGUUGUUUCUAGAAACCAGCUCGACCGUCGGAGCGAGUUCUGAUCCACCUCCAGCAGCACCGGCGCGGGGCAAGAGCCCCUCCCCGCCGCAGCCGCCCCGAACCCGGGGGCGCAUCGCCUGUCUGCCUCGGCCUUCCCGGAGCCUGUGGGGUUUUUGUUUUUUCUCUUCUGAACGCUCACCCUCCUCUUCCUCUGUUUCCUGAUGCAGGGCCGGGGAGGGGGUGAGCCCAAGUGUGCACCGGAUAUUGGAAAAGCCAUUCUUCCUGCUCAUGCCUUAGUGAUCGCAGAUUAUAAUCUGGACGACAGCAGGCAGACGAGGCCCCGGGGCUCGACGGGACAGGAGCCGGGACAUGCGUGACGCUGGGAGGACCACGGGAACAUGUUUAGACGGCGGCAGGGGCAGCAGUGAGGCGCUGGGGGUCCCUGAUAUCGAUCCUCGGGAUGGAUCCGAUCGGGCCGUUCUGACUCGGGUUAUUUGAGACUGCACUCUUAACAGAAAUCAAUCCGAGGCUGAAGCAGCCUUCCUGUCCAGCUCCCCGCAUGAGCUUCUCCUUUCCUGCUCCACUUUGGCAAACUAUUAGCUGGAUGCAGACGUCAUCUCCUCCCACCUCUCCAUGUGGAUGAUGCUGCAUUCCGAGCGGCGCUGAAAGGGAACCGAUCCGGACCGGACCGCAUGACAAGUUGAAGGGUGUAGCCUGCAGGCGCCACCCCACCUCCCCCCCCCGUCCCGGCUUCGGAUCACGACCAGUUUAGUCUUUUUUUAUUAUUAUUAUUCCACCGCGCGCCCGUGCGGCGGCGCGCACGUGAUCUUGAUCUGCCGCGCAGCUCCGCUGGGGGGGUUAAAGUCGACUCCUGGCAAGAAUGAGCAGCAAAGAGAUCACGGUGGGCCAGUCCAGCCAGUACGUGGGGCCUUACCGGCUGGAGAAGACCCUCGGGAAGGGGCAGACAGGCCUGGUGAAGCUGGGAGUCCACUGCAUCACCGGGCAGAAGGUGGCCAUAAAGAUCGUGAACAGAGAGAAGCUCUCCGAGUCGGUUCUGAUGAAGGUGGAGAGAGAGAUAGCUAUUCUUAAACUAAUAGAGCACCCUCAUGUUCUGAAGCUCUAUGAUGUCUAUGAAAAUAACAAAUACCUGUACCUGGUGUUGGAGCAUGUGUCUGGUGGAGAGUUGUUCGACUACUUGGUGAAGAAAGGCAGGCUGACUCCCAAAGAGGCCCGAAAAUUCUUCAGACAAAUCAUCUCCGCUCUCGAUUUCUGCCACAGUCAUUCCAUAUGUCACAGAGACCUGAAGCCAGAGAAUCUUCUCCUGGAUGAGAAGAACAACAUUAGGAUAGCAGACUUUGGCAUGGCCUCACUGCAGGUUGGGGACAGUCUGCUGGAGACCAGCUGUGGGUCUCCUCAUUACGCUUGCCCAGAGGUCAUUAGGGGGGAGAGGUACGACGGUCGCAGGGCUGAUGUUUGGAGCUGCGGAGUUAUUCUCUUUGCUCUGCUUGUGGGAGCCUUGCCUUUUGACCACGACAACCUGCGGCAGCUCCUGGAGAAGGUGAAGAGCGGCGUUUUCCACAUGCCCCACUUCAUACCGCCUGACUGCCAAGCUUUGCUGAAAGGGAUGAUAGAGGUCAACCCCGACAAACGACUCACGCUUGAAGCAAUACAAAAACACAACUGGUACCUGGGUGGCCGAAACGAGCCUUGCCCGGAGCAGCCGCCGCCUCGCCGGGUGUGCGUGAAGAGGAUCCUGUCCCUGUCGGACCUGGACCCAGACGUCCUGGAGAGCAUGUACUCUUUAGGCUGCUUCAGAGACCGAGUGAAGCUCACACGGGACCUUACGAGUGAGGAGGAGAACCAGGAGAAAAUGAUCUACUACCUCCUCCUGGACAGAAAAGAGCGAUACCCAAGCUGCGAAGAUGAGGACCUGCCACCCAGAAACGACCUUGACCCACCCAGGAAGCGUGUGGAUUCCCCGAUGUUGACGCGUCACGGUCGGUGUCGUCCAGAGAGAAAGAGCUUGGAGGUCCUCAGCGUCACAGAACAGGGGUCUCCCACCCCACCUCGCAGGGCUCUGGACACAAACGCUCACAGCCAGAGGUCUCGUUCGGUCAGCGGUGCGUCCACGGGUCUGUCCUCCAGUCCUCUCAGCAGUCCCAGGAGCCCGGUCUUCACCUUUAGCCAAUCAGAGGUCACCUCCACUUCCUCCUCCAAAGACCCCAAAGCAGGAAGUGGCACCACUCCUCGGCCCGUCCGCCCGAUGCCCGACCCAAAAACCCAGACCUUGCCCUCGAAGGGUCCAGCUGACCGGCCCCAGCUCCACUCCAUGAAGUCACUCCCUCUCCAGACUCCACGCUCUCCUUCCCCCUCCCCUUCCCCCAUCCUCUCUCCAAUCCCGCGGUUCUUCAACUUCCCCUCUCCGUCCGUCUUCAGGUCCAAGAACAUCCACUCGUCCUCUAACUCCUCUGCCACCCCUUCCCCUGUGUCACAGGUCACGCCGCAGGGCUCGCCCCUGCCCACCCCGCUCGGCACGCCCGUCCACCAAAUCCAACACCCUUCCUCCACCACUCCUCCCUCCUCCUCCUCCUCGUCCUCUUCCUCCAGAGUGGACGGGGCGGGCGGGGCCUCGCUGACCCCGCCCUCCAGUCCUGGAGGGAGUGGCAACUUGGCCGCCUCGAGCUCCACCCACUGGAGGACGAGGCUCAACUCAUUCAAAAACAAUCUGCUGGGCUCGCCGCGGUUCCAUCGGCGCAAACUGCAAGUCCCGACAUCAGAGGACAUGUCCAGUCUGACUCCAGAGUCCAGUCCAGAGCUGGCUAAGCGGUCGUGGUUUGGUAACUUCAUCAGUCUGGAGAAGGAGGAGCAGAUCUUUGUUCUGAUCAGAGACAAGCCGCUCAGCUCCAUCAAGGCGGACAUCGUCCACGCCUUCCUCUCAAUCCCCUCCCUCAGCCACAGCGUGGUGUCUCAGAAUAGUUUUCGGGCGGAAUACAAGUCCUCGGGUGGCCCCUCUGUCUUCCAGAAACCUGUCAAGUUCCAGGUGGACAUCGCUUUCUCUGAGGGAGAGAGGGAACGAGAGAGGGAACGAGCGGAGAGGGAAGGACGAAGAGAGAUGGGCAUCUACAGCGUCACCUUCACGUUAUUAGCAGGUCCCAGUCGCAGGUUUAAAAGAGUUGUAGAAACUAUUCAGGCUCAGCUUCUCAGCACUCACGAUCAGCCAUCCGUUCAGGCUCUGGCAGAUGAGAAGAACGGUCAGCUCUCCCGUCCGCCCAGCGCUCCUUCUCAUCAGAACUCCCGGAAUUUCGAAAGCGGAUCGGAUCGAGUGGAGCGGGAGCCCACGGUGGACGGGGUGAGCGGUGGCAGCAGCAGCAGCAGCAGCAACAGCGGCGGGACGACCUUACAACGGCGAGAGUCGGGGAGAGACAAGACCAGACUCCUUUCAUCGUCCAAUGGGACACAGUCUCACCCGUGAAAAGAAUGUUGCAAACGGGAAGAGAGGGUUGACCGCCUGGCUUGCCUCUCUUCCUCCUCUCAGUCCUUCCUGCUUUCUUCCCUUAGCCUUUUCCUUACUUCCUUCCGGGCUUCUGACCUUUAAUCCCAUUUAAAGGAACGGGAGGCGAGAAGGAGUUUAGUCAAAGAUCGUUUAGAGAUCCAGAGAAUUCCCCCAAAGUGUCUGUCUGUAGUAGGAAGGCGUAGUGGGAAUGUAGAACUGAGAAAGCUCACAACCAGGGAAACGAGUCGUCCACCUCCUACAGCAGAUCGACAAAGCACAGGACAUUUCCAACAAACUACCACAAUCAGCAGUUGCUUCAGACUUUGCAGGAAAACCUCCUGGUCAUUUGGUCAGGUUGGUUCACUGUGACACCGGCCAACGGCUGAGUGCACCGAAGCAUUCCCUCUCAUCACUUCCUGCCCAUCCAGAUUUAUCAUCCGCAUCACUUUUUUUCCUCACCUUUCUAGGGGCGAACAAAUGUGUUUUCUCCAAGCAGGCCGAAAACACGAAGGAAAGCUGGCCAAGAAUCAGAUGAGCUCGGUGAUUGUUUGAAGUGGUUUGUGUCCCUAAAGGCUCAGCAAACCCUAACGACACGUUUUCACAAUCAAACAGGAAUAGAGCAGAGGAGCAAAUAUCGCCACGGAACGGAUCGGCGGUAAUGUGGACACCGUGCGUCGGAGUGAUGUAACUUUUCCUCAAACGUAUGGAGCCCCGUCCCAAGUUAUUUCUGAAAUACAACGAUAUGAAGCUAUGAUACCAUAUUGCCUUUACAAGAGAAGACAAAUGUGGACAACGGUAAGAGUUUAGCCACAUUUCAAAGAAAGGAGUCAUGCAGCAAGGAGGGUCCCCUACUAGUCUAAAAGCAUGCUGGACGAAAAGAUGAAGAGGCCAAACAUAGAAGGAGAUUUCCCUUAAUUUAAAUGCAGUGGACACACACAAAAAAAAAACAAACUAGGAAGCCAACAACCUUCUCUUUGGCUUAUUUAGAAAUGAAAAGCAGUUUUUAUGUGAAUGACUUUUAGAGCCUUUCUUUUACACCAUACGUAAUCUAUAUAAAUGGAGAAAUUGUUUUUGUUUUUUUCUAGUUUCUCCUGUUUUAGAAAUUUUAGUUGUUCCUUUUUUAAGUUGGUCUUUCUGAGCCUUAGAACAACUUCUAAUCUAAAACACACUCUAGCGCUAAUAUGAGCUGGUUCCACUUCAUAUGUGGUCGUUCACUCAUACCCCGGCGCAGUACGCUCACUUUCAAAUCCCUCGUCAUCACACAGGAAGUACCAAGUGCAUAACUGAUGGACCUGUAAGCUUUUAAACAAUUCAACAAGUCGUCAAGUUUUACCUCACCCCGGUCGGCAUUAGCUUAGCAUUAGCGCAUUUUCAGAAAUGGCUUUUCUUGAACCUAAACCACAAUUUAGUGGAAAAGAUUCAGAGAUUCUCUUUGAAUCUGACCAGAGAAAGUUGUACAUCUGACUCAUAAUGACAGUGAUAUAUUUCAGUCAUCUCAGUAACUGCUGUAUGCCGCUCGUAUUCUGUUUGCACCGAAUUCACUUUCCUCUUGCCAGAUGCUCGAUGGCCCUUCUUCUCUCUACAUAGUUUGCGUCUUUUUAUACUUGAUAUUGUUAAUGGCAGAACAAUAAAGCGUAAAGCUGCGUCCCAAAUAGCAGCAGCGAGGAAAAUCUGAUUGCAGCUUCUAUUUCUGUACACGCAAAAGAAUUGCGAAUGCUGCCCAUUCCAUGCCAAAGUGGGAGAAAACUGUCUGGCAUUUGUUUACACAACAAGGUGAGAAAAAUGGGGGAAUUAAAAAUAAUAACUGAAAACAAAUACUGGCAGAUUCAGCUUUCCUGUAAAGGGCCUAACAGAUAUUUACGUGUAUAACUAUUAAAUCUGAAAAUUGCCUCACAUCUGCAUUGAAUUACAUCAGCCGACAUCUGGCACCUAUUAACAGGUAUGUCAGCUUGUUAAUGGUUUGGAGUACAUUCCACAGUUCCUCUGCAUUUCUUGAUUUUGCCUCAGAAAAAAGGAGGUUUGAUGUCAUCAAAUAAGUUUACUAUUGCCAGGUCCAAAGAUCGGGCUUUACUCUGGAAAGUUAAUGAUGGAUUUUCUUCCACACUUUUCAGGUUUUUAGUUUCCAUUUGAAAACAACCACACAGAGAAUCCACUCCUAAAUUUCUUCAUAACAUCAGGAGUCGUAAAUCUCAGCCCCCACCGCCAAUCCACUAGAGUAGAUUGUCUCAAAAUGAAAAAAAUAAAUAAAAAUGCUGAAAUUAUAUCUAUAGAAUCAAUGCAAUAGUAGUAAGGACAUUGCAACAUCAGUCAAAUACCAACCUUACUCAAUCUCACUCUAUUAUGUCCUCCCUGGUGAAAAUUUAGUCCACUGACAUGCAUAAAACAAGAAGAAAACUUUAGGUUUGGCCUUUCUUUUUUGACCAACACGGGUCCAAAUGUACCCCAGAGCUCAGUUGGAUCAUACAUGUAUGCAAAAAGUAAUAAUCACAAAAGAAACGUACCCCAUCGUGAUACAGCAGAACAAUAUAAAUGCCACAUCCUUGAUCCCAAUGCACCUUCACUAGUCCUAACAAAGCACAAGAAAAGCCACACAAAAUGUGACGAGGUUUGGUACUUCACAAAAACCUGCUUUGUUUCCUCAUAUGUCGACUCAAAUAAAAUGACUUUGUUUGAUUUUUUUUUCAAUAUUAAAAUGCAAAGAAAAGACUGAAAAGAACCUUUAGCGUUGUAAGGAUGGGAUGCUUGAUAACCGAGCCUCAUGUUUUGGCAAAUUUGGACAUGACGUGUGUCCACUUUGUUUACAAAAAUAUCUAACGGACCUGAAACGACUAUAAGAUGUCUGUGGACGUCCCGUCUUUGGAAGGCUAAAGCGGCUAAUUUACCAGCUUUUGCUACAUUGCGGUGUCAUGGAAUUGAUGGCCACGUUAUGUAAAACCCGGCUGACAUUUUUGUGUUUUUAACAUAACUUUAACCAAAGGUCCACUACAAUCAAUUUUUUGCUUGCAUUGAAAUAACUAGCCUUCAACAAAGGAGGAAAACACAAUUCUGGUCUUGCUACAACGGCUAAAGCCGAAGUUAUAAUUUAUCUUAGACAUUAAUAAGUAAAUAAUUGUCCAUUACUGGCUUCUUGAGUCAGUAAAUAAUGACUCCAAGAGGCUCAGUUGAGCGUUAUGAAGUGGAAAUGUGAAUAAAAAAAUUCAAAAAGUGAUUUAAAAUUUCAACAGUUUUUUUUUUUUAAACCAUUCCUAUUCCCAAAGUCUAGAUGUUUUACGUCUCACUGAAAAAGAAUGAAGGUUGGGAAUGUUUACAAGAAAGCUGAGGUGAAAGAUCCAACAUGCUCAGGUGUGUCUGUCGUCACUCUGUACUCAUGCUGCCUGGGUAGGAAAAAUGAAGCCAAACCGAAGAAUGAAAUGUUCCUGGUCUUUUUUUAAAAAAUUUUUACCAUCUCCUCCCUUUUAUUGCACCGGUCUCUCUAUAUAUGUAGGUGUUUUUCAUCGAUGUAUUUAACGCAAGCAUAAAUGAGCGUGGAACUAAUUAUUUGAAUGUAAAAAAAAAAAAAAAGUUCUUAAAAUCACUGCACCAGAUUUUGAUCCAUAUGUAUUUAUUGACGUUUGAAGUAUUGAAGUUGUACUUUUAUUUUCAUUUUUAUUUGCUUUGUAUUGUUUGAAAGUAGUGCCCCCUCCACCCCCCCAUGCAGGGAUUUUAAGACUAAACCAACGUCUGUAACUGAAAAAUAACUUAAUUUGACACUGAGAUAUUUUAUGCCAAAAUAUGCUUUUGUCUCCAAUGUAUAUUUCUGUAUCUUCUGUUGAGUUUGGUAUUUAUUUAUCAUCAUCUGUGUGUGUCACCAUAGAUAUUCACCUUUUACAAAGCUAAACCAAAAGUUCAUCUACACUCUGACAUUUUAAGAGGACUUACUUGUAUGUCUUAAAGGAGCUUUAGUGAUAGGUAGGUAAUUAUCCGAGGCUUCAUUUUAGUUUGCCGUGUUUGAUUUUUAUCACCGCCUCAGACGAAACGGAGAUAACAGGUUACUAGAAUGUUGUAUGGCUACUUUAAAGAAUUCCUUUGUCGUUCUGCCGGGACACAGAGGAAGUUUUAGACAUUUUGUUCAUUGUGGAACGAGUCCCAAAGCAGAUUAUUCAUUAGGUGCUACGGCUCUCGUGACAUAAAGAAUAACAUAUUCACAGCUAUGCAUGAUGUCCACAGAGGAAGCCAUUUAUUUUAUUUGUCUGAUCUCGUUUUCAAGAUAAAAAAAUAAAUAAAAAUUGUUGAUCUAAUACAACUUCGUAACUACAACAGGAUCUGACUACACAACAAAAAGAAAAGCAUUUUCACGACUAUGCAGAUCCACAGAUACAGACGCUCUUUCCCUUUCAUAAGGUUUUGCCUCCACUUAAUGUCGGUUCUGUUGAACAGCUGUUUUGGUCUUUGAGGCAGUGGCUCCCCACAAAUUUGCAACAGCGUAUCAUGGCCCUUGUAGGUAAAUUUUUUUAAAUGAGUAGUAAAUUUAUGCCAAAAUAAACUCCAAAAUUUAAAGAUAAUAUCAAAAAUGUCCUAGAAAACACAUGGAAAUUUGUGAAAUUGAAAACCUAAAAAAAUUCUAGAGAAAAUUUGGACAUUUCUCAGUUUCAAAAGUCAAAAUUUGCAUGAAAAAAACUAAACUAGUUUUUUUUUCUUCCUCUAUUUUACCCCCCCCCCCCCCUACCUACAGUAUGCCCAAAUACGCCGUCAUAAAAAUUUGGCGUUUGGGGGACCAGAAACGAGAAAUUUUGAAAACGCUGAUGUCAUGACUCUGUGUGGCCAUGCGGCCACAUGGCAUUAACUAUGAUGUCACAACUCCAGCUCUCUUUACCCCGCAUGCGCCUCAUUGUCGCAAAUAUAAAACUUACCACAUUCUGUUUUUUGCGCCAUAAGCUGGCAGCGUUACAGUGCCACCAAAUGGCCCGGCAUACCAACUACAUUAUUUUCUGUUGUGUUCAAUUAAAAACAUUUUUAAGUAAAUAAAAGAAGAAAUCGAUCUUUACAGGGCCUCAAAUUGCCGCUAAAUUCUUUUCCACAAAUAGCUGGCUGUGCUCUGCAUUUAGAGCCAAUUGACACAUUAGCAUGCUAUCAUGCUAAACAUAACCGUUUUUUAUUAAUAAGCUGACAUGGUGAGGGCAGAGUUGUCAUGUUCAUAGUUUUGUGUACUUUUUGCUUAGUCUUCAAAAUCUCUUAAAUUUCACUCAUUCUCUUGACUUUUGUCAACGUUGCCCUUCAACACAUCUGGUUUCGAGAGCUUCAAACCUAGAGGCAAACUAAACCCUUUGUGAAUGUCUGCUGCGAUGGAUGCACCAUAGACUCAGGUGAAGCUGUGUAGUUUCAAAACAGCUUCGGGGAGGAAUUGUAAGUUCUUGCGGUAAGCCGGCGCUUGGUAGCGAUGUUAGCUAUAUGGUGGACGUGCGUUUUAGUCUUCUGGUGAAUGCAUGCGCAUUUGACGCCUGUGGUGACCCCGGAGCACAAGGCCCCUGUCCAAAGGGCAGAGGUCAAACAAGUCCCAAGUUACAGAUUUCCGUACCUAUUUUAAAACGCCAACUUAGAAUGUAAUUCAGAAGAAAGAGCAAACCCAACUGAAGCUAUAGAAGGUAGCUAAUCAGUGACAGAACUUACUUACCUUAUAUCUUGUACAUCUUCCCAUUCCGUCUCUUUGUAUUUCAAUCCCCACUUUCCUCCUAAAUGCACAUAACACACCCUCUUAUAUAAUCACCUUUCUUGUAUACAUUUUCUACACUAUAUACUUUGAUGCAGAUGCUGUAUACGUUUGUAUACACUGUGUGCCUGUCUCUGUCGCCAUUGUAUGCCAUUCAUAGCUAUGUAGCAUUCACUAUGUUUUAAUGACUCUGUAGUCAUCAUACAGCUCUUCUUCUCAUCAUUAUUACUCAUUCUUCUUCUGCAGUCAUAAGAGAAAUACAACUACAAUAUCUGCAGACCUUCCACCCUCUUUCCAACUUCAAAUUCCCUCCACCCUCGCUUCCGUUUCACAACCCUCACUCCUCCACACCGAUUCACUCAGUAGACAAAAAAAAAGAACGACUUUUCACUCUAAAAAAAUUCUUGAACAAAGGGGAGUCAAAGAGGGAGUAGGUGUCACAGGCGGUCGAGAGAGGAGCUAACGCGAUUAAUGAUGAUGAUGACGACAAAGAGAAAUGUCUGUAGUACAAUUAUUCAAAAGGAAAAGUGCACUAUUAUGACUAUGAUUAUUAUUGCCUGUGAGAAAUGCUGUUCAAUAAACAAUGGAAAUGUA